AUGGAUAUGAGUCCUCGCAUGGAAGAGGUGGCAGGAGAAACAGUUGAGACCCGUCACCCUUAUCUGUCAGGCAACUUUGCGCCAAUCCAGUCAUGUCUGCCAUUGACGCCAUGUUCAUAUGAGGGAACGAUACCACUGGACCUCGCGGGGGGGCAGUACGUUCGCAAUGGCGGUAAUCCUGUAACAAAUGAUGACCAGACCCGAGCUGCACAUUGGUUUGAUGGCGACGGCAUGCUGAGUGGCGUUUUAUUCCGCCGUGUUGGCGAGAAAGAUGCUACGAUUCAGCCGGAGUUUGUCAACCAAUAUUUGUUGACCGACGUUUACUGCCAUGCGAAGAGCAACAAGUACCUGCGCCGACCUGUUGUGCCAAGUAUUGCGACGUUGGUAAAUCCCACCACGAGUAUGCUUCGCAUCGUAUUCGAGGUUUUCCGCACCGUCUUCUUCGUCAUGAUCUCUCGCCUUCCUGGAUUUGGUCGUCCGAUCAAGAAGAUUAGUGUUGCGAACACCAACGUAAUAUUCCACAACGGGCGCGCGCUGGCCACUUGCGAAAGUGGUCCACCCCUGAGAUUUUCGUUGCCGAGUCUGGAGACUAUUGGCUGGUUCAAUGGGAGGACGGCCGAGAACGAGUCGAUUCAUGGCAACGAGAGCGGGUUUGGCGGCACAGGCGUCAAGUCCUUCAUGAGGGAAUGGACGACCGCGCACCCUAGGGUCGACCCGGUGACUAAAGAGCUCAUCACAUUUCAUGCGACGUUUGUCAAGCCGUUCGUUCGUUGCUCCGUCGUACCGCCGACGUCAAAGCCCUUCAGCGGCUGCCAGCCCAUGUUCGACGCGCCAGUUCCAGGAAUCGAAUCGCCAAAGAUGAUGCAUGACUUCGGGGUGUCGAGACGUCACACUGUCAUCAUGGACCUUCCGCUCUCUCUGGAUACGAUGAACCUACUACGGGGGAUUCCUAGUUUGUCAUAUGAUUCCGCCGGCAAGUCGCGCUUUGGGGUGUUCCCGCGAUACCGACCAGAUGCCGUUGAGUGGUUCGAGACAAACCCUUGCACAAUCUUCCACACCGCCAACUGCUGGGAUACGAUACUACCAGAAAUUGAUAACAACAGCCCUGGGAUGUCAGUGAAUCUCGUUGCGUGUCGCCUAACAUCGGCGGCCAUGGUCUUCAGCGCUGGCAACCUACCAACGCCUGAGGUGAAACCUGUGCCUCCUGAGUAUGCGGAAGAGGAGCAGUGUCGGCUAUAUUACUAUAACUUUCCACUGUCGAAUAAAGCUGGCGUCCAAUACAACAUCAGACACCAGUGGGCUCUGUCCGCCAUUUCCCUUGAGUUUCCGUCUGUCGCUCCGGCAUACUCAAUGCAGGAAGCUCGGUAUGUCUAUGGGUGCUCGACGGGCGAGGCAUCUUAUUCCGUGGCCCUUGGCAAGGCAGCAAAGAUUGACCACUUGGCCAAGUUGGAUGUUCAAACGCUCAUUGCAAGGGGUCUAGCAAAGCCACCACAGCCUGUUAAGGGAUGUGUAGACAUGCGGAAUGUUCAUCAAAUUCUGACUAGCAAGGACCCGAAAGACCCCAUCAAACUUUUCCGGAUGCCCGAUGGAUGGUACGCUCAAGAGCCGCGCUUCGUUCCUCGAAAACAGCCUCGGUCCGAAGACGACGGAUGGUUGUUGGUAUAUGCGUUCAAUGAGGCCCAGCUCGAUGAGACAGGAGAAUGCCUCCCAGAUGCAGUGAGUGAGUUAUGGAUCAUCGAUGCGAAGGGCAUGAAAGAAGUGGUCGCGCGGGUCAAACUGCCACAGCGGGUGCCAUACGGCUUGCACGGAACCUGGUUCAGUGAGGAUGAGAUUAAUGAGCAAAUGCCAUUCAUUCAGACAAGGGGAAUGGCGCAGCAAUAG
Molecule: messenger RNA, 1881 nt
Organism: Colletotrichum graminicola M1.001
Lineage: Eukaryota; Fungi; Ascomycota; Sordariomycetes; Glomerellales; Glomerellaceae
Product: retinal pigment epithelial membrane protein
Exons: 2
Coding region: 1-1881 (626 amino acids)
Biological process (GO): carotene catabolic process
Molecular function (GO): carotenoid dioxygenase activity
Source: RefSeq, a predicted model, not a curated record